AUGAACCUCGAGUCCGACAAAAAGCCCAUCAUCCCUAGGAAAGCUUUGAAGCAGAUAAGACCAAAGCUUGGGUUAAUUAAUUUGGACCAAUCGACAGAUUUGGUCGAAAGGAAGAAGGGAAAGCCACCAUACUCAUACAUUUCUUUGAUAGUGAUGGCCAUUAUACAAUCGCCCAAUCGUCGUCAAACGCUAAGUGGCAUCAUCAAACACAUUCAAAAGCAGUUUCCGUAUUACGGCGAGAACUGCCCCGCCAAAGGAUGGAAAAAUUCCAUUCGCCACAAUCUCUCUCUUAAUGACUGUUUCGUGAAGACGUUCAGAGACCCGACAAAUCUCAGCAAAGGGCACCUGUGGUGUCUUCACCCACAGAGUGCUCACAUGUUCGAAGGCGGAAGCUUUAUGAGAAGAAAGAAGCGCUUCAGAGCUGGUUCCACAGACGAGGAUGAGAGGCGAGUCCUGCCUUACAGCAACAUCAGUCUGACGUCAUACCGUGACGUAAUUCAGAAGUCACCUCGGGUAGUCAUCCCAUCAGUGUCCGUGCCGGUCAAAGCUCCAACAAGGCCUUACUUUACGCAACAAGAGGAUUGGAACAGAGAGUAUUGUUACACACAGGAUCUCGAUAUGCAAGUACGAUUGUAUAAUGACUGUGUUCCGUGGGCAGCAGGAAGUGGAAAAAUAAAAUUCUCGGCUACAAAUGACAGCACGCUUUGUCUCCUUUGCGCCCGCUGUACUUGUUGCUACUGA
This is a messenger RNA of Stylophora pistillata, 741 nucleotides long. Its product is annotated as forkhead box protein D5-A. Gene Ontology annotation, molecular function: DNA-binding transcription factor activity, RNA polymerase II-specific; RNA polymerase II cis-regulatory region sequence-specific DNA binding. The record is from RefSeq and is a predicted model, not a curated record. NCBI's taxonomy places the organism in Eukaryota, Metazoa, Cnidaria, Anthozoa, Scleractinia, Pocilloporidae. Gene Ontology annotation, biological process: regulation of transcription by RNA polymerase II; cell differentiation; anatomical structure morphogenesis.